AUGGAGGAGUCAUCCGAAUUUUGCUUGGAAAGAUACAAAUCAUUCAGGUCCAAACAAUGUGAAUACUCAGGAAAUGCAAGAAGUUCCAAUUUUCAGUCAGGGAACAACUACCAACCUAAUCAAGGUAAUUUUAAUUCUAACAAUUAUGGUAGUAGGCCGCAGAAUCCUCCUGGAUUUCAAUCAAACAGGAAUCAAAAUGAGGGAAGUAAGCUCGAUAAAAUUUUGGAGAAAUUUGAGAAAUUUGAAGCGGAAGCGCGACAAAAAGAUAAAAAUCAAGCAGCUGCCUUCCAUCAUCUCGAGGUACAAAUUUCACAAUUAGCAACCUAUAUUCAAGGUAGAAACCAGGGUGGUCUACCUUCCACUACAGAGACAAAUCCCAAGGAGCAAGUUAAGGCUGUUGAGCUAAGGAUCCAAAAGGCUCUUAAUGAUCCGCACGGAAAGAAGCCUAUAGAAGUCUAUGAUGAGCUAAACGUUGACGAAGCGAUUUCAAGCAAUACAAAGGAAAGCGAGGAGGUAAUAGUUGAGGAUGCAACUCUUGAGGUAAGACCACCACCACCACCUCCAUAUGUGCCUAAGGUACCGUUUCCAAGUCGGCUCAGAAAAACGCCAGACAACCAUAAAUUUCAUAAAUUUUUGGAAAUAUUCAAGAAGCUCCAAAUAAAUAUAAGUCUAGCGGAUGCUUUGCGAGAAAUGCCUCAGUAUGCAAAGUUUCCCAAAGACAUAAUUAUGAACAAGCGGAGUUGGGAAGAUAAAGGCUCUAUCUCAUUGACUAAAAACUGUAGCUCAAUCAUUUUGAGUGAUCUACCCACAAAACUGAAAGAUCCAGGGAGUUUUACUAUUCCUUGCACCAUUGGAAAUUUAGAUGAUGUGAGUUGUUUAUGUGAUUUGGGCGAAAGUAUCAAUUUAAGGCCUCUAUUUCUUUUCAGAAAUUUGUUUGGUAAUCAAUCAGUGAAACAAACUUCAAUGGUUCUCCAACUGGCCGACCAGUCAAUCAAGAAACCAUAUGGAGUGGUCGAAGAUGUUCUAGUAAAAGUGGAUAAGUUCAUCUUUCCAGUAGACUUUGUCAUUCUUGAUUAUGCAGUUGAUAAGAACUGCCCCAUGAUUCUUCGGCGUCCUUUCAUGAAUACGAGAAGGGCGCUAAUUGAUGUUCAUGCUGGAAAUUUGACCUUGAGAAUUGACGAAGAUAGUCUGGAAUUUGACAUGAAAAGGUUGAUGCGAAAUGCUACCAAAGAGGAAGGAUGGGACAAGGUUACAGAACAACUGACAGUACCAAAUUCCCUCCAUGUCUCUUCUGAGAUAUGUAAAUCUGAGGAGGGAAUUGAAUCUGCACAAGUAUUAGAGGUAUCUUUCAUCUCUGAAGAACCAACUGAACAGGACAAGGGAGAAGACCCUAAAGAGGACGAAUCUACACCCGACGAGUUAAUCAGAAACGAGAGGGUAACACCACCAUCUUCUGUUAAGACACCAAAAGUGGAGCUUAAGUUACUUCCAUCUCAUCUAAGCCCAUCAGUGGUGAUGCAUAAAAUUCAUCUUGAGGAUGAAUCCAAGUCGUCAGCAUAG
Messenger RNA from Mercurialis annua (annual mercury), 1560 nucleotides. RefSeq lists its product as uncharacterized. The transcript has 3 exons. Lineage: Eukaryota; Viridiplantae; Streptophyta; Magnoliopsida; Malpighiales; Euphorbiaceae. The record is from RefSeq and is a predicted model, not a curated record. The coding region runs from base 1 to 1560 and encodes 519 amino acids.